Glarea lozoyensis ATCC 20868 is the source of this 1785-nucleotide messenger RNA. RefSeq names its product RNA-binding, RBD. Gene Ontology annotation, cellular component: cytoplasm; nucleolus. Gene Ontology annotation, biological process: nuclear-transcribed mRNA catabolic process, nonsense-mediated decay; positive regulation of translation. NCBI's taxonomy places the organism in Eukaryota, Fungi, Ascomycota, Leotiomycetes, Helotiales, Helotiaceae. Gene Ontology annotation, molecular function: mRNA binding. The record is from RefSeq and is a predicted model, not a curated record. The transcript has 2 exons. Bases 1 to 1785 code for a protein of 594 amino acids.
AUGGCCGCAUCUUCGGCGGCAAACAGCAGUCGGCCACAGGCAAAUGGAGUCCUCCCUGUUGCGGGAUCACAGACGGCUGGCAAUUCCUCAAAAGCAAAUGGCCCCAAGCCUCCUGCUCCUAAAUUGAAGGUUAUUGUCCGUAGACUGCCCCCAGGACUGACUGAGGCUGAGUUUAUUUCCGUGCUCGGAAACGACUGGAAAUUAGGGCAAGGGAAGGUUGAUUAUUACGUCUACAAGCCUGGGAAGGACUCGAAAGACCCCUCCAAACCCUCGCGACCCUCGCGCGCGUACUUCCAUCUCACGAAUGAGAACUAUCUCAUGACAUUGUCGGAACUCGUUCGACAAUCCGUCUUUGAGGAUGCACAAAAUACUUUUAAUAACCCUUGCCUUAUCGGCCCACCGAGUGUCGAAUUUGCUCCGUAUAAUCGAGUUCCUGGAGGCCGGCGUCGUGUAGAUGCCCGCGCCGGUACCAUUGACCAGGAUUCAGAGUUCAUGUCUUUCCUGGAGGGACUGGCCAAUCCAACUACCACGAAGGAUACCGGGGCCGAUCCUGCGGCUGAGGGAGUGUCUGGCAAACCAGAGAAAGUUACUACAACACCGCUGGUGCAAUACUUGAAAGACAAGAAAGCGAACAAGCACAAGGAGGCGGCCGUGAAAGCGGCCAAGAAACAGGAAGCCUUGUUGGCGAAGGGGAAAGCUAGUAAGGACGCGACUGCUUCCAGCGAGGAUGCCAAAAGGAAAGGAAAGGAGGUCAAGGGUGAUAGAGCAGUAGAACGGGCAGCGAAAGAAGCAGUGAAGAUACUGAAUCGGGAAGCCUCAGCUAAGGGGGCAGAGCCACCAAAGAAAGCCGAAGGCUCAUCCUCCACUACUCCAACUCACCCCAAGCUUGACCUUGGCAGAGUUCCAGGCCGUCAACGAGGAUCUGUUGUUGCUGCCCAUAUUCGAAUGUUGCAACGUGACCUUGGACUUAGUCCGGCUCAAGCUCACCGUCAAGUUAGACGGGAUACUGCUGAUGCCCAGAAAGCAGAGAGAGCUGCGGCUACAGCCAAACCAGCUGUCGAGACGAAAGAAGCACCAUCUCCUGCUCAAUCACCCAUUGUACCAACCGCGCCAAAGGCCAUUGUAACGCAGCAGUCAAACAGAAGAUCACGUGUGAAGCCACCCAUAACAACCGAUGAUGGCAAAGCGCCCUCGUCUACCCCUACGCCUUCUACUCCUGUCUCUUCGCCUAUUACUUUGUUGAAGAAGCCCGAACCAGCACCCACCUCCUCUGUACCUACUAUUCAAUCAGUAAAGUCGGCACCAGCUCAGAAUUCUCCCAGAAGAGGACAAUCUAGCACGGGUCCUUCCGACGGUGCCACCCAAGCGUUUAUCAAGCACGCUAAUCCAUCUCAGGGCGUUACUGAACCAUUGUUGAAGGAGGCAAUGGAGAAGUUUGGCGCUGUUUCCAUGGUUGAGAUUGACAAGAGAAAGGGUUUUGCUUAUGUUGACUUCAUUGAAUCAUCUAGUUUGCGCAAAGCUAUGGCGGCAAAUCCUAUUGCGGUUGCCCAGGGUACUGUACAAGUCAUGCAAAGGAAAGGUACUUCUCUGCCUCCUGAGAAGAAAGUUGUGCAUAAUCAGCCACAAACUCAGCAAGUUCCCCAUCCACCUACUCGCGGUGGUCGUGGAGGAAGGGGCGGGACAAUUGGACGAAGGGGUGGUCGUGGCGGGGGAACACCCCGUGGAGGAGGCAUGAAUUCUCCUCAAGCACCAAUAUCAGCACCAACUGCACCAGCUGCGAAGUGA